ACCACUCUCUGCAGGUUCCUGUGAUUAAGGGAAGUACAGUUCCCAUACCAGGCAGUGAUGCAGCCAGUCAGGGUGCUCUCAAUUGUUUCCCUGUAGAAAAUUCCUAGGAUUUCGCCCCAUCCCGAACUUCUUCAGCCAUCUGAGGUGGAAGAGGUGCUGCUGUGCUCUUUUCACAACACAGCCGGUUAAAAACGAGAAGGAAUUUGUCUCCAGGAAGCUCAAACAUGACACGCCAGUUUUGCUGUCUCUGUCUAGAUAUUUAAGAAGUGGAGCAAGGGAUUCAAUCGACCAUCCUUCCUGCUCAGACUGUGGGGAUGGAUUCACUCGGUUAACUGACCAACUGGCAUGUCUGUCAUUUUACACAGGAGAAAGGCCAUUCACCUUCUUAGACAGUGGGAAUGGAUUCACUCGGUCAUCUCAACUGAAGGUACAUUAGCAAGUUCACACUGGGCAAGGCCAUUCACCUGUUCUGUGGGUGAGAAAGGAUUCAAUCAGUUUUCCCACCUGUGGACACACCAGUCAGUUCACACCAGGCAGAAGCUGGUCAUCUGCUGAAUUUCUGGGAAAAGAUUCACUCAGUCAUCUGACUUAAUGGCUCACCAGGGAGUUCACAUCAGGGAGCGGCCAUUCACUUGCUCAGUCUGUGGGAAGAGAUUCAUUAAAUCAUCCCACCUUCUGAGUCAUCAGCGAGUUCACACUGGGGAGAAGCCGUUCACCUGCUCAGAAUGUGGGAAGAGAUUCUCUGAGUUAUCCAACCUACAGAAUCAUCAGCGAGUUCACACUGGGGAGAAGCCAUUCACCUGCUCAGAAUGUGGGAAGGGAUUCACUCAGUCAUCCCACCUGCAGAGACACCAGCGAGUUCACACUGGGGAGAAGCCGUUCACCUGUUCAGACUGUGGGAAGAGCUUCACUCACUUAUGCAACCUACAGAAUCAUCAGCCAGUUCACACCGGGGAGAGGCCAUUCACCUGCUCAGAAUGUGGGAAGGGAUUUACUCAGUCAUCCAGCCUACUGAGUCAUCAGCGAGUUCACACUGGGGAGAGACCCUUCACCUGCUCAGAAUGUGGGAAGGGAUUCACUCAGUCAUCCCAUCUGAAGGUUCAUCAGCGAGUUCACACUGGGGAGAAGCCGUUCACCUGCUCAGUCUGUGGAAAGGGAUUCACUGAUUCAUCCACCCGGCAGAAACAUCAGCGAGUUCACACUGGGGAGAAGUCGUUCACCUGCUCAGAAUGUGGGAAGGGAUUCACGGAUUCAUCCUGCCUACUGGUACAUCAGCGAGUUCACACUAGGGAGAAGCCGUUCACCUGCUCAGAAUGUGGGAAGGGAUUCACUCAGUCAUCCCACCUGCAGAGACAUCAGCGAGUUCACACUGGGGAGAAGCCAUUCACAUGCUCAGAAUGUGGGAAGAGAUUCACUCAAUCUUCCACCCUACAGGCACACCAGCGAAUUCACACUGGGGAGAAGCCAUUCACUUGCUCAGUCUGUGGGAAACAAUUCACUCUGUCAUUCCAACUACUGAAACACCAGCGAGUUCACACAGGGGAACGGCCGUUCGCCUGCUCAAAAUGUGGGAAGAGAUUCGCUGGAUCAUCCAACCUACAGAGACAUCAGCAAGUUCACACUGGGGAGAAGCCGUUCACUUGCUCAGUCUGUGGGAAGGGAUUCACUCAGUCGUCCCAACUACUGUCUCACCAGUCAGUUCACAAUGGGGAGUGGCCAUAGUUAUGAAUCCCUGGGUUUCGUUUGCUGCGGACUGUCAUUUUAAGAUAGAGCGAGAGAGAUUACGAAGGUGAAUCAGUCUGACUUGCAGCUUGUUUACAUCCCUUGCAGCUUGUUUCGUUUUAACCAAGGACACAGACAAUCAGAGUCAGACAGAGACGAAGGAGGAAAAAUGGAAGGAUCGACACCUGGGAACUAGAGGCCAACUAGAGUUUGGAACUUUCCUAUGCCCACAAGGUCGGGUUAAUUAUCAAUUCACCAUACAUCAAAUUUGUAGUUGUCACCGUGUUUGAUCCAUAGGAGUGGAUCUUAUUUGGGGUGUCCUAUGAAGACCACUGAUGUGUUAACCCUUCCCUGGGAGUGGUGUGGUAAUUCACUUGAAGACGAUACCGCUUGUGACAAGUCACUUUCGGUGAUAAAUCUUAUGAGGGUUUGGAAUGACGACAAAUAAAAUCGACAGCGACUGUUGUGUGGUUUUACCACCAUGGAACCUGUGGAAUUCAACAUAAUUGCCUUCUCUCAACACUUACCCUGGAUUUCAAAUAUCUCUCUCAUCACCUAUUCUGUGGUUGAACUGAACUUUUAUAUUUUACCAUCCCAAGACUCCAAGCCUUGUUUCUCCCGAGCUCAAUAGUUUGGGAGUUUUAUUUAAACACAUAUAUACACAUAACACUGUUAACUUUUGUUUAUCUUGCUUAAGUUACUAUAUUACAAGUAGAUUCGAAUAAAGAUAGUUUUAACAUCAAAAACAGACUCCAGGUAUAGUCUAUUGCUGCUGGUUCGUUUCUAAAACGUUAUGAUUCGUAACAAAAUUGGGGCCUGCAUCCAGUAUAUGAACAGAUUUGGAGGCGUAUUCAUUAAUUAUCAAUUUCAUCCCUUUUCAUUGAUUUGUGUGUGGAAAAUCAGCAGCAAUGGAUGCUGACCAACCUCUGAGGCAUUAGAGGACGCCAGAAGGAUUGAGUUGUUGAGUCUUGCUAGAAGGUUAAAACUUGCUAAGGUGAAAUUGACAAUGAGGAGGGCACAGAUGCAGACGAUAAUAGCUGAACAUUAUGAAUUUGAUGGUGUGUUUAAAGUAGAGGAGUUGGAGGUGUUUCCUGAAAGUAAACCUAGUGAGCUUGAGGCCAGUACAAGUAAGAAAAAUUAAAGCUGGAGGCUGCGGAAAGGCAGAGGCAGUUUGAGGCUAGAGAAGCAGAAAAACAAAGAAGAGGCAGAAAAAUAGAGGGAGAUGAAGCGGUUGCAGCAAAGGAGUCCAGCAUUUUUCUCUGGUGAUAAAUUUGAGGCCAGUUGGGAAGUUAAAUUCGUCCCUCCAUUUGACGAGGCAGAGAUUGAUAAAUACUUUCAGCAUUUUGAGAAGGUUGCUCAGAGUUCGUCCCAGAAUCAUACAGGCAAAAGUUUAGAAAUUUUAGGAAAUCUGUGAAACAGACUUUUAUGGAAUUUGCUUAUGAGAAGAUUGUGUGUUUUGACCGCUGGUGCACAUAUAAAAAUGUGAAUGAUGAUUUUAACAGCUUGAAAGAGUUGGCUUUAAUUGAAGAAUUCAAAAGGUGCGUCCCUGAUGACAUAAAGACAUAUUUAGAUGAAAAGGAUGCUGCCACUUUGCAGGAGUCUGUGAAACAGUUGAAGGAGAAAUAUUCUGGUCUUACUUGUUACUAUUGUAAGAAAGCUGGUCAUGUGAUGGCUGAUUGUUCUGUCCUGAAGAUGAAAAAGGAAAAGGAGGCAGUCCCAAAUGCCCGUGGUCAGUACGUUGAAGCACCUAUAAAUCCGCAGGGUCCUGAACAUUCUAUUGAGGCUCAGUUAAGGUCUGAGAGGUCUGACCGAGUUAAGAAGGGAUUGGAUCAUUUUAUGUCAGAUGGGUUUGUAUUAGUAAAGUAAGGGUCAACCCCGGUAACAGUGAACAUUUUUUGAGUUACUGGGGCUUCUCAGUCACUUAUAUCAGACGGUGUUCUAAAGUUUGGUGAUGAUUCUAACACUGGUGAGGUAAAUCUCAUUAAAGUCAUUGGGGGCGACAUGGUUUCCGUGCCAUUGCACAAGGUAACUUUACUGUCAGGGUUGGUUUCAGGACCUGUUAAGAUCAGAUUAUGCUCCAGUUUACUGGUGGAAGAUGUUAGUUUGCUGUUAGGGAAUGACCUGGCAGAUUGUAAAGUUGUUCCUGCAGUGCAGUUGACAACUAACUCAACCACUGACGACCCACAGAUGGAUUUUAACAUUUAUCCUUCCUGCACAGGAACUCGAAGUAUGGCUAAAAUGUCUGCCGGCGCAGACGAGCUUACAGCAGAACAGAACCAAGACCCUGAGAUUGAAGCUUUAAAAGAAACAGCUGUCUCAGAUGAUGAGAUUAUGAAAGUGCCAGCAGGG
Messenger RNA from Hypanus sabinus (Atlantic stingray), 4071 nucleotides. Its product is annotated as zinc finger protein 235-like. Gene Ontology annotation, molecular function: RNA polymerase II cis-regulatory region sequence-specific DNA binding; DNA-binding transcription factor activity. The transcript has 2 exons. The coding region runs from base 592 to 1722 and encodes 376 amino acids. Gene Ontology annotation, biological process: regulation of transcription by RNA polymerase II. NCBI's taxonomy places the organism in Eukaryota, Metazoa, Chordata, Chondrichthyes, Myliobatiformes, Dasyatidae. The record is from RefSeq and is a predicted model, not a curated record.